This is a messenger RNA of Cimex lectularius (bed bug), 1260 nucleotides long. RefSeq lists its product as uncharacterized. The coding region runs from base 152 to 1039 and encodes 295 amino acids. NCBI's taxonomy places the organism in Eukaryota, Metazoa, Arthropoda, Insecta, Hemiptera, Cimicidae. The record is from RefSeq and is a predicted model, not a curated record. The transcript is spliced from 5 exons.
AUAAAAAACAUAUGUUUCUGGUGUCAUGCCCAAAAAAGCAAAAAUUUAAAGUUUUUCUUUCUCUAAUGAUAUUUCAAUUGUAAAAAAUAAGUAGUCAAAAUUUAAGGUGUAAGAAACCAGACUUAGGGAAUAAAGCAAAACAUUCAAAACAAUGUUGCAAUCCAAGAAGAAGCAAAGCUCCCAUAAAUACGCGUCGCCGAAGGAUAAGAAGAUGGAUCGGAAACUGGGCGAGCUCCAGUUCGCCGAUCCUGCGGACAUGCUCGACCCUGUCAGCUCGCCGAUUUUCACCGAGUCCGACAGGCUGAAAAUAGAAGCUGACAAGAAGAAACAAUUGGACAAGAGGACCAUCUGCGAAAACCUCACGAAAAGGGCAGAAGAACGGGAUUCAUCGAAGAACUGGUGGGACCAGAACCCAGUCGUGUACAAGUUCAACGAUCCUGUCGUGAGACACAGGAUGGUAAACCUAAUGGGGACGGAAGUGGUAAGACUCCUCGACCGUGAUUUCAUGGCGACACUUGCCAACAGACUCGUCGAAAGGAACUGCGAACUGAUAAAGCGUAGGAUAGAAGAUAGAAAGAAUUGGGAACUGGAUCGCGAGCGUCAGCUUGUAUUCGACGGAAAACUGCCCUUGGAGGACGGCCCUCCUGGGUUUUCAGAGCAUCCCUACUUUGCCAUUAUGUCCAAAGUGGCGGAAGAGGUGGCCAAAAGGAAAGCGAGGAUCGAGGCGCACAAAGUUCGAAAGCGUCUCAUCCCGAUGUUCGACUACUCGAUAUUCGUGUCGGACAAGAGCGAGCACAAAGUCAAGGAGAGCACUUCGGACAUUUCCCUCAUCGACGACGUAUUGCCGGACUUGAAUAUCGUCGAGGCCGAGAAGCAAAAUUGCGAGCUCGUACUUAAAAAAAUGAUCGAACGCGAUAUGAUCGACGUAGCGGGCUACGAGCGGGCGAGAUACGAACAUCUCCAGGUCAAAGCUCUCCGGAAGGCUAAGACUGUCGAAGAUAUGUAUAAAAUGGCUGCCAAGAUAUUCAUGACAGCAUAACAAAAUGAAGGCCCGUCGAGUGGUGACGGGUCUGCCAAGAAGGGGGAAAGCGUUGAAGGUCGGGAGGACGAGAGCGACCGGAGAAAACAAGAACUCGAUGGAUCCGAAGAUACAGAAAAGCGAAUUGAUGGACAACUAACUCCAGAAUAGCCGGCUUAAACCUAUAAAAGUCCUUUAUUAUCGUCUUGUGUUUAAAUAUAUGGAAUUUAUUUAAUUUUAAA